Messenger RNA from Diversispora eburnea, 174 nucleotides. NCBI's taxonomy places the organism in Eukaryota, Fungi, Glomeromycota, Glomeromycetes, Diversisporales, Diversisporaceae. The record is from the annotation of a GenBank genome assembly.
AGAACUCAAUUAGAGCAAAAACAAACUAAUCACCAAGAAAUAGAAUCACAACUUACCACCUUAGCAAUCAGUAGUGGUUUACUUACUCAAAUGCCAGAAAGAACAAGCCCAAAAAGAGCAAGAAGCCCAGCAGAAUUACCAACAACAAAAGAAUUAUUUAGAACUAACCGCUAA